AGGAGCACACAAGGGGGGAAAUGAUCAAUCAAUGAUCUGCGCUAUCUCUGAAGAGCUAUCCUGCAGCCUGUGUUAUGCAGCAGUUCUUGACAGCUUCUAAGGGAAAGGAAAGAUGAACACAGAGGCUGUUGGGAAUGAGACCUCUCCAACACCUAGUAUCCUUGGAUUCCUUGUAACCACCACCAAGUUGGUCCCACUAAGUCCUGUGGCCCCAGGGGAGAAGCCAGACCCUUUGCCUAUUAUCAUCGCACUCAUCUGCAUCUUUGUCCUCCUGGCUACCUGUCUCAUCUUCAUCACUCUCUGCAAACCAGCAGCACUCGACCAGGCCCGCUAUGGGCCACACGAGUGCAUGCCCUACCACCCAGAGGAUGCCAGUGAACCGCAGCUAAGGUUCUGGAAGCGACUGGGCUCCCUAAGGCGUUCCAUAAACAGCUUCAGGCGGGCCCAGCCUAUCUCCCAGUGCCAUCGGACCUGCUCAAGGAUGCCACCAGCCACCCAGGAUUGGGACUUCAUGGAGUCCACUAAAAUGUGACAGCUAUUCUGCUGCAAAAACCAACUCACCUCAUUGCACAAAACACCCCAUUCACCGCUGUCAAUGAGAUCUCAAAUCGUCCAAUACCACUCUGUGGAGCACAGAGUCAGGACAGAGACCUUGGGAGAGAAGAGUGGCAGCGAUUCCCGUACCUACGGAAAUCUCUAAAGGAGUCCCACAGCCCACAAUGUGGGAGCAUGAAGUUUGUAAAGACCGGCUGAUGGAACCAGAUCACACCACUGUGGUACUGUUUCUUGGGGCCCUACAAUCUGGAACUAACCAGCAGUGAGUGACAUAAGACCAGCAACAUCUGCUAGCGAAGCAUUUGACAGAAGGCGCCACUAAUUCUAAAGCUCCUCGGAAAGUGUCUCCCUGGAGCUAAGGUGUCUAUUUCUCCAAGGUUUGGUAGUUUGAAGUUUUCCCCCAUCUCUUUUACUAUAAAGCCCAAGGGGGUGCCCACGCCGAUAUUAAAAUAUCUGCCCUCUCCCUCACAAACAGAAGCAUUAGGGUAUGUCUACACAUAACCCACAACAGUGGCACAGCUGCACCUCUGCAGUUGCAUUACUAUAGGGAUUCAGUGAAGACACUACCUAGAACAACGGG
Molecule: messenger RNA, 1135 nt
Organism: Mauremys mutica (yellowpond turtle)
Lineage: Eukaryota; Metazoa; Chordata; Testudines; Geoemydidae
Gene: C7H10orf105
Product: chromosome 7 C10orf105 homolog
Exons: 2
Coding region: 113-532 (139 amino acids)
Source: RefSeq, a predicted model, not a curated record